AUGACGGACGGUGCAAGACAACGGAGCAGCACCUCGGGUUCUGCCAAGGAAGCUGCUGGUGAGAAGGAGUCGGGAGGCGGAGUUGCGCUCAAGAAGGAAAUCGGUCUUGUCAGUGCCUGCGGUAUUAUAGUAGGUAACAUUAUCGGCUCAGGUAUCUUCGUCAGUCCGAAGGGAGUGAUGGAGAACGCCAGCUCCGUGGGAGUGGCCCUGAUCGUCUGGAUCAUCACGGGUAUCAUCACUGCCAUCGGGGCGCUGUGCUACGCCGAGCUGGGCGUCACCAUCCCCAAGUCGGGCGGGGACUACUCUUACGUCAAGGACAUCUUUGGAGGGCUGGCUGGGUUCCUGCGCCUGUGGAUCGCCGUGCUGGUGAUAUACCCGACAAACCAGGCCGUGAUCGCGCUGACGUUUUCCAAUUACGUCCUGCAGCCUCUAUUCCCCACCUGCUUUCCGCCAGAGAAUGGCCUGCGUCUGCUGGCUGCUGUCUGCCUCUUGCUGCUGACAUGGGUGAACUGCUCCAGUGUGAGGUGGGCCACCAGGGUGCAGGACAUGUUCACCGCCGGCAAGCUGCUGGCCCUCGCCCUCAUCAUCAUCAUGGGCAUCGUGCAGAUCUGCAAGGGAGAGUACUACUGGUUGGAGCCAGCCAAUGCCUUUGAGCCGUUCCAGGACUAUGAUGUGGGUUUGAUAGCCCUAGCUUUCCUACAAGGCUCCUUUGCCUACGGAGGUUGGAACUUCCUCAACUACGUCACAGAGGAGCUGGUGGACCCCUAUGUGAACCUUCCUCGUGCCAUCUUCAUCUCCAUCCCCCUCGUGACCUUCGUCUACGUCUUUGCUAACAUCGCCUACGUCACGGCCAUGAGUCCCCAGGAGCUGCUCGCCUCAAAUGCUGUUGCCGUGACAUUUGGUGAGAAGCUGCUGGGAGUUAUGUCGUGGAUCAUGCCCAUCUCUGUGGCGCUCUCCACCUUCGGGGGAGUCAACGGUUCCCUCUUCACCUCUUCACGAUUGUUCUUUGCUGGAGCCAGAGAGGGCCACCUCCCCAGUCUGCUGGCCAUGAUUCACAUGAAACGCUGCACUCCCAUCCCUGCCCUGCUCUUCACUUGCCUGUCUACCCUGCUGAUGCUGUGCACCAGCGACAUGUACACUCUCAUCAACUACGUGGGAUUCAUCAACUACCUCUUCUAUGGAGUCACUGUCGCCGGGCAGAUUGUCCUGCGUUAUAAACAGCCAGAUAUGCACCGACCAAUCAAGAUCAGCCUGAUUUGGCCGGUCAUUUACCUCCUCUUCUGGGCCUUCUUGCUCAUCUUCUCCCUUUACUCUGAGCCCGUGGUGUGUGGCAUCGGCCUGGCCAUCAUGCUGACUGGCGUCCCCGUCUAUUAUCUGGGAGUCUACUGGGAAAAUAAGCCACAGUGCUUUGACGCCUUCGUUGGUAAGAUGACGCACUUGGGCCAGAAGUUUUGCAUGGUGGUUUAUCCAGCUUUAGGUGACAGCAGCGGGAACGGAGAGGAAGGAGAGGAAAUGAAGGAGGCCAGGUCUCCUCUGUCUAAGGAGGACAGAGACGCCCACAAGUCAGCGGACUGCUAAAGCGCACGCCCUUAUCUCCCACCUGCCCCAAAAGAAAUGGACAUAUGCAGACGCACACGUGGGUGCGCACACACUCAAACACACAUGCAAACACACGACACAGUUUGUAGUGGAUUUACUGAUCAACACUUGUGCCCCCACACUACAUGUUUUUAUUUGGUUUUUAGCAAAUAUAGUAUGAGAUGUUUGGAGUAUUACGACCUCAAACUUUUCUGUCUGGGGUCCUUCAACAGUGCAAUAAAGAAAGGUUAGCACCUUCAACUUCUCCAAUACACAUUAAACAGACACAUUUAACAAUUUACUAUUCAUCUUCAUCAUCAUCAUCAUCAUUCUGCUUCUCUUCCUCCCGCUCCCCCUCCACACACUCCCUGCACACUCCUACUGUAAGAGAUCAUUUUUGUAGUACUUUUUUUUUAUCAAAAGACUCUCACUGCACUGUGGUGGCCACACAAACACUUCUUUUCUGUUUUUGUUCUUUUCUUUGGCCACGUUGUAAAUUUUGUCAUAAAUUCAACACACCAAAGCAGUAUUUUGACUGUCAAAGCAGAAAAUUGGAUUCAGAUCAAGUCAUUUCAUGUUGUGAAGUACACCAAGAACUAUGUUUUGGUUUUUAAAGGUGACUGUGACGCUGAAAUGUUUCUAAUUUUUUUGUGUAAUUGUUUAUAUAAUUUGCCUUUGUUGUUGUUUUAGUUUUAAUAUGUUAAUUUUUGGUUUGUUGAUAUUCUUUUUUUCUAUUUAACAUCAUAUACAUCUCGGCCUUUUUUUUGUUCUUUUUUUUUUUACUCUUGCAACCGUGGAGGUGUACACCUGGAAGCUGAUGUGUGAGCUGUUCUUUGCAUUGGUAAAUGGUUGUUUUUUUUUAAUUGCCUUAAUUGGAAUAUAUUUGGGUGCCACAUUGUGACUGAUGUGGAGAGAUUGUUAAUAUUCACACUUGUUAAUGUGAUGGAAGCAACAAAAAAGUGUUUAGUGUUUUUUAAAUCAGAGAGUUUUGGUAUGCACACUACACAGAUAAUUACCCCGUUAAAACUGCAUGUCCAAGUCCGGGUCUAUAUAGCUCAGUUGGUAGGGCAUCAGAGUUGAAAGCUGCAUGGACAUACUGUAGAUCACUAGAACCAAUAAAUAGACAAGACGUGAUAAUUUCACCACCACUCUGACACAUGUGGGAAACAGUUUUACUGCAGAAUUAUUAUUGUAGUUGUACCUUGCUGUACUUUAAAUAACCUCUAAUCUUGAUUCAUACAAUUGACAAGAAGAGAUUUUAGUGCAAUAUUAAUGCAGACACCAGCAAAAAAAACUGAUUCAAACCAUUCGGUGUUGUCUGGUAAUAGUUAUGUAUCUAUGCUGUAUAUUAUAGUAACAACACUCCUUCACACUUCAACACACAUUGUGUACUCUUGUGUCUUUCUAUAAUCUAUCUGUGGCUCAGGGCAUCCCCACUGCCUUCUCCUUACACACACUGCCUAAAACCUCCAGACCAAGAACACUCAACAGAUCCGACUUAUUGCCUCGUUGCUAAAUGUUUGUACUGGUGCUUUUAGAGAUCUUAUGUCCUCAGGAGUCUCAAUCUUACAAGCAAUCCCAAAAAUAUCUCACAGACGAUGACAGGUCUUGGCAAAAAAAAAGUUGGGCCUGUAUUGUAUAAGUUUCUCUUGUGAAAAUGUAAGAUGAACAGGGUGUCAUGGAUGUCUUUACAAGUACAAUGAUUGUGUUUUGUGCCUGUACGAUUAUUGUGUAUUUACAGUAAACACAGAUGUCAUGACAGUCCGCAAAUUGUCUCUUAGUAAAUAAAAACCACUGACUAAUGUUUGAAUUUGUAAUUCAGGGCCUCAUUUAUAUAAAAGAAAAUGCUCCAUAUCUUUAUCUUAUUCCAUUGUGUGAUCAAUUCAAAGAAUGUGAUUCUUGUUACAUUCAGUUUCUUCAAUGAUUCCUCAAUUUAUUACACAACAUAAACUUUGUGAAUUUCACAUUUCUCAGCGAGCGCUGUGCAUAAAUGAGGCCUGAAUGCUAAUGCUACAUAAAUGCUGCAACAUUAUGUGAUGUUGCAGUGAUGACUGUGCAGACAGCAACUCGCUUCACAAGUUCAGUGUGAGUGAAAUACUGCUUGUAUUUCUGCUUAAAAUCUAAAAAAGGUUUAAUAGUAUUGAUUAUUUUUUACUCGUCUUACGUUCUUGCUGCUCAAGGUUUCCCAAUAAGCUGCAACCUCGGCUUCUUGCUUUAAUUCAGACCAAAACAAGCCUUUUUUAAUGUGGUGUAAAUAUGAAGUUUUCUGUGUUCUAACAGUCGUUGCAUAUUAAUUUCUUCUCCUAGCAAUACAUCUUCGCAAUGCAAUAUGCCUAAUAAGAAUGUUAUUUCUAAAUAAUUUUGUGCACACAUUGGUCUCUAAUUUAAGUUGCCAUUUGCAGUCUGCAGAGCCAUUGUGACUGACAUGUCUCUCAAGUCUAUUUUUGUGCUAAAAAUGUAACUGUAAAUAUUGGGGGUGAGUGUGUGACAAGAAUAAAAACAUUCAGAAGUGAACCAGAA
This is a messenger RNA of Micropterus salmoides (largemouth bass), 4098 nucleotides long. It is a transcript of the gene slc7a8a, whose product is annotated as solute carrier family 7 member 8a. The coding region runs from base 1 to 1578 and encodes 525 amino acids. The record is from RefSeq and is a predicted model, not a curated record. Gene Ontology annotation, biological process: neutral amino acid transport; amino acid transmembrane transport. Gene Ontology annotation, cellular component: membrane. The transcript is spliced from 11 exons. Lineage: Eukaryota; Metazoa; Chordata; Actinopteri; Centrarchiformes; Centrarchidae. Gene Ontology annotation, molecular function: neutral L-amino acid transmembrane transporter activity; L-amino acid transmembrane transporter activity.